This is a messenger RNA of Raphanus sativus (radish), 2085 nucleotides long. RefSeq names its product cyclin-T1-5. Bases 251 to 1891 code for a protein of 546 amino acids. Gene Ontology annotation, biological process: positive regulation of DNA-templated transcription, elongation; regulation of transcription by RNA polymerase II. Gene Ontology annotation, cellular component: nucleus; cyclin/CDK positive transcription elongation factor complex. NCBI's taxonomy places the organism in Eukaryota, Viridiplantae, Streptophyta, Magnoliopsida, Brassicales, Brassicaceae. The transcript has 7 exons. Gene Ontology annotation, molecular function: cyclin-dependent protein serine/threonine kinase activator activity. The record is from RefSeq and is a predicted model, not a curated record.
UGUAAGAUCGUUUCGGUUUGGAUUUUGGGUUCGUUUUUUUCUUUUUCUGUCCUACAAAAUACGAUUAGCUGCUGCUUAUAGGGAGCGACAAUAAGAAGGAAAGAGUAAAAUCUCUUGCAGCUGUUUGGUCUUUUAAUCUGACGCGCUUCUCGCGACUUGUAGAGUUAGGGUUUUGUUCAAAUUCAGGCCUUAUUCAUCUUCUUCUUCAAUUCGAGAAGUGAUUUCAUCGCAGGUAAGAGAAGAUACAAUAAUGGCUGGAGUACUAGCUGGGGAAUGCUCGUACGGUGAGAGUGGAGUUUCGUCUCACUCAAGAAAUUCUCACGAAAAGCAAGACGAGGUUUCCCGCUGGUACUUUGGUAGAAAAGAAAUUGAAGAAAAUUCACCCUCGAGGUUGGAUGGUAUUGACUUGAAGAAGGAAACUUACCUCCGCAAAUCUUACUGUACAUUUCUCCAGGACUUGGGCAUGAGAUUGAAAGUUCCCCAGGUUACAAUAGCUACAGCGAUUAUCUUCUGUCAUCGAUUCUUCUUUCGCCAAUCACAUGCAAAGAAUGACAGAAGGACAAUUGCAACUGUUUGUAUGUUCCUUGCUGGAAAAGUUGAGGAAACUCCACGGCCCUUGAAUAACGUUAUUUUUGUAUCCUAUGAGAUAAUAAACAAGAAGGAUCCUGGUGCUUCACAGAAAAUCAAGCAAAAGGAAGUAUAUGAGCAACAAAAAGAGCUUAUAUUAAACGGAGAAAAGAUAGUACUUUCUACACUAGGCUUUGACCUCAACGUUCUUCAUCCUUAUAAACCCCUUGUAGAAGCAAUAAAGAAGUUUAAGGUUGCCCAAAACGCUCUUGCCCAAGUUGCCUGGAAUUUUGUUAACGAUGGUCUGCGGACAUCACUCUGCCUGCAGUUUCAGCCUCAUCACAUUGCGGCUGGUGCUAUUUUUCUUGCGGCCAAGUUCCUUAAAGUGAAGUUACCAUCAGAUGGAGAGAAGGUUUGGUGGCAGGAAUUUGAUGUUACACCCCGACAAUUGGAGGAUGUUAGCAACCAAAUGCUUGAGCUUUAUGAGCAGAACCGUGUACCUGCUUCUCAAGGAAGCGAAGUAGAAAGUAGUGUAGGUGGAGGGUCAGGGUCAGCUCAUCGUCCAGGCUCUAGAAAUGCAACGUCCACAGAUGAGCAUGUUGGUUCUAGGCAAGCAUCAGCACGUUCAAACUCUGAUAGUCACGGGGGUUCAUUGAAAGGCGGUUUGGAUCAGAACAAUGGCAAUGGGGAUGUUGAGGUCAGUGUUGAUCAUCAAGUUAGUAAGGACAAUGUUAGAGAAGUCCCCAAUAACUCUAGACCUUUAGUUGAGGGAUCUGGGAAGGACAAUUCAGAAAGAGAGAGUGGAGAGCUUCCAGAUGGUGGCGCUGUUCAUAAAUCUAGAAACGUUGAGACAGGUGUUGCCCCAAUAGGCCAAUCGCCAAAAGACUUGAAGUUGCUCCGGGAUAAGGUGAAGGCCAAGAGAGAGAAGGCUAAGAAGUUGCUAGGUGAAAGAACGAGGAAAAAUGAUUUGAUGGAUGAGGAUGAUCUGAUCGAAAGAGAAUUGGAAGACGUUGAACUAGCUGUUGGAGAUGAAAAGGCCAAGCAAAAGAAUGUAGAGAACUCUGAUCUCAUGGGUACAGAACAUGUGGGAGUGAAAAAUGCAGAAGAAGAAGGUGAAAUGGUAAACGAUGGGUCUCAGAUGAUGCAUAGCAGAAAGAGAAAGAUGGGUAGCCCUCCUGAGAAGCAAUCCGAAGGAAAGAGACGCCACAGUAGUGAGAACGGUGAAGAAAGCCACAAGUCGAACAGAGGUAGCAGUAGUAGUAGUAGUAGUCAUCAUGGUGAUAGAGAGCACAGAAGGCACUCACAAGAGAGAUACCAUUCAUGAGAGGUAAUAUGAUUAUUAUUAAAACUGCUACUCCUGAAUUCAUCUUAGGGGUCUUUCUAAGGACCUUUGGCACUUUGAUGAUGCCUAACCAUGUGAACCUGACUUCUCUAUACGGGGUCGGUUCAGUCGUUGGAACCAUGCUCUCGGUGUAUUUUAUGUUUGAUUAUAUAAACUGUUUGUGCCAUUUUGCACAA